Coccidioides posadasii C735 delta SOWgp is the source of this 4306-nucleotide messenger RNA. RefSeq lists its product as uncharacterized. The record is from RefSeq and is a predicted model, not a curated record. Gene Ontology annotation, molecular function: molybdopterin cofactor binding; FAD binding; oxidoreductase activity. NCBI's taxonomy places the organism in Eukaryota, Fungi, Ascomycota, Eurotiomycetes, Onygenales, Onygenaceae.
GGCCUCCUCUGUUUCGACGAUUACUUCAUCGGCAAAGUUCCUGGCACAACUCCAUGGCCUCUCGCGCGAUACUAUUUAGAACGACGGAUUUCCCGCCUUGAUAUCCUCCCCCUCCUUUUUUGCUACAAGAGGAGGCAAAAGGGGCGCCCAUACUUACCGGAAGACAUGGCACUGGCUGUACAGCUGUCCGAGCAAGAACUGGCCCGAGAGGCUCGGGCUGCCCUUGCUGCAGUUACAGAGAAGUACGAUGAUACGCUUCGAUUCUACCUGAAUGGCACCGAAGUCACGCUGGACUCUGUAGAUCCGGAGGCGACGCUGCUGGAGUAUCUUCGAGGAAUAGGGUUGACAGGGACCAAGCUGGGAUGCGCAGAAGGCGGUUGUGGAGCUUGCACCGUGGUCGUUUCGUACCGGAAUCCGACAACGAAGAGAAUAUACCAUGCUUCUGUGAAUGCCUGCCUAGCUCCGUUGGUCAGUGUCGACGGCAAGCAUGUUAUUACUGUCGAGGGUAUCGGCGACGUUAAGAAUCCCCACCCCGUCCAACAAAGAAUAGCGGUGGGAAAUGGAAGUCAAUGUGGCUUCUGUACGCCUGGAAUUGUUAUGAGUCUAUAUGCCCUUCUCCGCAACAAUCCAAGUCCCUCCGAACACGAUGUUGAAGAGGCAUUUGACGGAAACCUCUGUCGGUGCACCGGAUACCGUUCAAUAUUAGAUGCUGCUCAGUCUUUCUCCGCACCAAAAUGUUGUCAAUCAAGCGGAGGAGGUGGCUGUUGCAUGGAACGGGGUUCUAAAGGCUGCAGCAAACCCGAAAAGGAUGACAGCACUCUUUCUACAGUGAAGCAGACAUUCAAAGCGCCCGAAUUCAUUCCUUAUUCCCCGGGCACGCAACUGAUCUUUCCACCCGCCCUUCACAAUCACAAACUACUCCCUCUGGCAUUCGGAAAUAAGAAGAAGCGCUGGUAUCGACCUGUGACCCUCCGUCAGCUGCUAGAAAUCAAGAAUAUAUACCCUGAUGCCAAAAUCAUCGGAGGAAGUACAGAAACUCAGAUUGAAAUAAAAUUUAAAGCUAUGGAGUAUGCCGAUUCAGUGUACGUGGGUGAUAUACCGGAACUGAAACAGUAUUCCUUUAAAGAUAAUUGCCUUGAGCUGGGAGGAAACGUUUCGUUGACGGAUCUUGAAGAUAUCUGUGACGAAGCGGUGAAAAAGUUUGGGCCACUCAGAGGGCAACCUUUUACUGCGAUCAAGAAACAAAUUCGUUAUUUUGCUGGACGGCAAAUCCGAAAUGUGGCCUCUCCCGCUGGUAAUAUAGCCACUGCUUCUCCUAUCUCCGAUUUGAACCCUGUCUUCGUGGCCACGAGAACGACUUUGAUUGCAGAGUCUCUAGACGAGAAGAGUGAGAUACCCAUGUGUAAUUUUUUCAAAGGAUACAGGUCCACGGCUUUAGACUCCAAUGCGGUUGUGACUGGAUUGCGAAUUCCUGCGAGUCAGGUAAAGGGGGAAUUUCUCAGGGCUUACAAACAGGCUAAACGAAAAGACGACGAUAUUGCUAUCGUCAACGCAGCGCUGCGGGUAUCUCUGGACGAUUCCAACGUCGUAACUAGUGCCAACUUGAUUUAUGGAGGCAUGGGGCCAGUGACCAUGCCAGCUCCGAAGGCUGAAAAGUUUUUGGUUGGCAAACAAUGGACUGAUCCUGCCACUCUCGAAGGAGUGAUAGAUUGUCUUGAAAGAGACUUUACCCUUCCAUCGUCUGUUCCAGGGGGAAUGCCGACGUACCGCAAAAGUCUUGCCUUUGGAUUCUUUUAUCGGUUUUACCAUGACAUCUUGUCGAACCUGCAGCAUCCACAGGCUUUCAGCGAUGCCGAUUCUGUACCAGAGAUUGAGAGAGCAAUUUCCAUGGGCCAGAAGGACCAUGGUGCAGCAGCCGCUUACGAGCAAGGUAUCUUGGGAAAAGAGACUCCGCAUGUCUCGGCGCUGAAGCACGCAACUGGGACGGCCCAGUACACGGACGAUAUUCCGACACAGAAGAAUGAACUUUUUGGCUGCCUUGUUCUUUCAGGGAAGGCGCGGGCCAAGAUCCUGAAUAUUGAUUUUGACCGGGCUUUGGAUAUUCCUGGGGUAGUGGAGUAUGUGGAUCAUAGAGAUCUGCCGAACCCAGAAGCCAACUGGUGGGGUCAGCCGCCAGCCGACGAAGUAUUCUUUGCGGUCGAUGAAGUACUCACGGCCGGACAGCCGAUUGGCAUGAUACUUGCAACUUCCCCAAGAGCGGCCGAGGCGGGAUCUAGAGCGGUUAGGAUUGAAUAUGAAGAGCUACCUGCGAUUUUGAGCAUUGAGCAAGCCAUUGAGAAGGAUUCAUUCUACGAUUAUAAACCAUAUAUAAGGAAUGGAAAUCCCGAAGGCGCUUUUGCAAAAGCCGAUCAUGUGUUCAGUGGCACAUCCAGAAUGGGUGGCCAAGAGCAUUUCUACCUGGAAACGCAGGCUUGCGUUGCUAUCCCAAAGCCAGAGGACGGGGAGAUGGAGAUUUGGAGCAGCACUCAAAACCCUACAGAAACUCAAAAGUAUGUUGCAAAUGUAACGGGCGUCGCGGCCAAUAAAAUCGUGUCUCGAGUAAAACGCCUUGGCGGAGGUUUCGGCGGCAAAGAGUCGCGAUCGGUUCAGUUGGCAUGUAUAUGUGCAGUAGCCGCUAAAAAAUCAAAGAGGCCUGUCCGUUGCAUGCUUAAUCGGGAUGAAGACAUGAUUACCACUGGGCAGCGUCACCCUUUCCUAUGCCACUGGAAAGUUGGCGUGACGAAGGAAGGGAAGCUGUUAGCCUUAGAUGCAGACGUCUAUGCCAAUGUUGGUUAUUCCCGCGAUCUUUCCACGGCUGUUGUCGAACGAGCGUUGUCGCAUAUAGAUGGCGUCUAUAAUAUCUCAAACGUCCAUGUUCGGGGCUAUUUAUGUCGCACGAACACCAUGUCUAACACAGCAUUUAGGGGCUUUGGGGGACCUCAAGGCAUGUUCUUUGCGGAAUCUUUCAUUUCCGAGAUCGCCGAUCAUCUGGAUAUUCCUGCAGAGGAGAUUCGCCAGAUAAACAUGUACAAACCCAACGAAAAGACACAUUUCAAUCAGGAAUUGAGAGAUUGGCAUGUUCCUCUGAUGUAUCAGCAGGUUUUGGACGAGUCGGACUAUGCGGCUCGCCGCAAGACGGUCACAGAAUAUAACAAGGCUCACAAAUGGUCCAAGAGGGGCCUGGCAAUCAUUCCGACAAAAUUUGGUAUCUCGUUUACAGUAACUUUUCUAAACCAAGCAGGGGCACUGGUGCAUAUCUAUCGAGAUGGCAGUGUCUUGGUUGCACAUGGUGGAACAGAGAUGGGCCAGGGUCUCCAUACCAAGAUUGUAAUGAUAGCGGCGGAGGCACUCAAAGUUCCUCAGGCAGACGUCCAUAUAUCUGAGACAGCCACUAAUACCGUGGCGAAUACUUCGCCCACAGCUGCUUCAGCCAGUUCGGAUCUUAACGGCUAUGCGGUUUUCAACGCGUGCCAACAGCUCAAUGACCGCCUCCAGCCUUAUAGAGAAAAAAUGCCGAACGCGUCGAUGACGGAACUGGCAGAUGCGGCAUACCAUGACCGUGUAAACUUGUCGGCAAAUGGAUUUUACAAAACUCCAGAUAUAGGGUAUAAGUGGGGCGAGAACACCGGGCAGAUGUUCUACUAUUUCACUCAAGGAGUGACCGCUGCGGAAGUCCAGAUCGAUACUCUGACUGGCGACUGGACGCCUCUUCGAGCCGAUAUAAAAAUGGACGUCGGACACAGCAUCAAUCCAGCCAUUGAUUAUGGGCAGAUCGAGGGCGCCUUCAUCCAAGGCCAAGGGUUGUUCACAACAGAAGAGAGCCUUUGGCACCGUGCCUCCGGACACCUCUUCACUAGGGGACCCGGCGCAUAUAAGAUCCCCGGAUUCCGCGAUAUCCCCCAGAUUUUUAACGUGAGCCUGCUAAAGGACGUCGAGUGGGAAAACUUGCGCACAAUCCAGCGCUCUCGGGGUGUCGGCGAACCGCCUCUGUUCAUGGGAAGUGCUGUGUUCUUUGCAAUCAGAGACGGCCUGAGAGCCGCUAGGAAGCAGUGGGGUGUGGAUGAUGUUUUGAGCUUAUGGAGUCCGGCGACGCCGGAGAGGAUACGGAUCAGCUGCUGUGAUCCACUUGUGGAGAGAGGGAGAGUAGAAGAUCGGGGAGAUGGGUUCUUUGUCGUUAUCUAGGGGCUGGGUUCGCCACGUUUUUGCUAUAUUCUUCAACCACAUGUUCCACACACAGAGAGAGAGAGAGCGAGAGUUGAUGAUCGUC